CAAACGUGCAUUACAGCCAUACGUGAGAUAACAGGCAUUCAGGCUGCUCUGUCCAUAGCAUUCCGAAGACGAUGCUCAGUGGACAGGUCUUCGGCUGCCAACAGGUUCGGAAGUAAGCACGGUGACAAGGUCUUUCACCAUAUCAAGACGGGUUACCUACGCCAUUGAUGAGGUAGCUCUUCACGAUGGGUGGCGGUAUAAAGUCUAGGUUUAAGUUCCCUGUACCGGGUCGAUCCAGCAAAAAGCAGCAGGCGCAAACGCUUGCUGUCCCAGUCCCUCUUUCAAAAGCACAAAGGAUAUUAGGUGCGGAUGGAAUUAAUAUCGGAUCGUCGAGACUGACAGUCGAACCUAGCCGGGCGUGGGAGACAGGUUCCACCGGCGGUAUCAGCAUAUCAAUAUCUGAGAGCAGUGCGAGUGAAGCCGCGCAUGACAUUGGGUUGGAAAAGGAAUAUGGAAGGACACGUCAUUGGGAAGAGGAAUCUGCCAUCAUCCCGCGACAUAAUCGAAGUGCGCACGGCUCUGCUCACAGAGGCCUAGCGGGAAGCCGCUCACCCUAUAUCGGCGGAAACGAAUCACGCGAUAACGUAACGAAUACAUCUACAAGAGGUAGACAAUUGUCCUCGUCAACGAUUGACACUCACUACGAUGCCACGAAAAUGCCUCUUGCGAUAUCGCAGCAAACGUCGAAUUCGGCAAUGGCCAAAGGUCUUCCAACAAAGGUGAACGAGCUCCUGGACAUAGAUGGAAGCUUGGCGGGCCCGCAAACUAUGAAAAAGAAGAAACCUGCGAAGCUUGACUUUUCGCGCUUACGGCCGAAGGGACACAAGGACCGCACCCGCAACUCCCCUAAUACCGAUCCCAUUCUAGGCAAUAAUUAUGUUAUGCGUUCGCCAUCAUUCAUGGCGCAAACGCCAAGGUCGCCCAUGAUGUCAGGCUCUACAGUGGAAGAACGUCAGAGAACUCCGCGAAAGCUCAUGAAACAGCACACUGUCCAACAGUCUCGGUCAAAGGGCGUCACUGAAGCUACUGGAUUGCACCAACUCUAUCACCAUUACGAGCAGAUGUCAUUCCAGGAUGAGCAGCAAUUCGUGGAGGAGGUUGAACCGGAGCACUUAGCAGCGUACUCGGAACGAAGUUCAGAUAGGCCUAGACCGGCUAGCAUAUUUACACAUAGCCUCAUCGCACCGCUACCCGUAAUAAUAUCGCGGGGACAAGACGCAAGGUCCAAUCACUCACGCAAUAAUUCUCACGAUAGUCGAGUCGCUGCGUCGAUAGCCGAGUCGACCGCUGGGCUCCAGGUACAUCCUGCAUCUAGAGGAGACUAUGCCGGCAGCAUAUCAAGCCGGCAUACACGAACAUCAAAAGCCUCACCUUCAAGCAAGAGCUUAUUGGAGUCAGACCGGUUACAGAGCAGUGUAUUAUCUCUAUCGGAUUCUUCAGAUGAUGAGGCUAUCGGCCCAACAUCGUCGACGCCUAGUCAUCGUGAAGGUGUCAUAGAUGAUGAAAUUCCCGAAUAUCCAGUUCCAAAUAGAGCGCCGCAGAAUUUCAAUCAUCUACAUGGAGUCGCGAGCCCAAGGAAGUUCACACCUUCCCUCAACCAGGUAGAUGAGCAUCUCGCUGUGAAAUCUGCACCACGAGCUCAUACUAGUCGGUCGCCAUCAAACUACACUGGUCGCUCCAGUCAAUCCUCUAUGAGCACGCUAACUUCGGCACAUCCAACGGUUCCCUUCACUCCAGCCUCCCGAAUAUCGUCGAGAUCUGCUGACACCAUUGAUACAAUGGUUUUUGCUCAUCAGGCAGGUUACAGCGUUCAAGAAGCCACAACUGUGUCAUUCGUGCCAUUGGUUUCCACAGUGGAAGCUGCAUCUAACGUCUCCUUAACCGAUGAUGCCCACCAUCUAGAAAAAGUUCUAUUACGUCAAAAUAGCACUGCUACAUCCCGUGUCUCUCAUUCCUCGGAUCAACCGACCCCACCGCUAUCACCUAACAGUAUGGAAUUUUAUAUGCCAUCCCGUGAAUCACUCCAAAGACAAGCGAUGGCAAAUGGCUCCAGUGAAGCUCACAACGCGCGUAUGAUGGCAGUCACAAGACAGGAAGAGAUGCUAUUGGCGGCACUACGACAGAAGAGGGCUAAGAUGCGUGAGACGACGAUUUCGGAAUCUGAAGAGGAUGGGAGUAGCCGAGCAGACAUUUCAAAUCGAGGCAGCCCCCAGAAUGUGAAAAGGUCAAGCCCAACUAGCAACCGGGAGACACUCGGGCCUCUCGUCAACCCUUGGCCGAAGAGAGCCUCUUCACUCUUCGUGACCGGCUCUCAGUCGCGUGACGUUGACGUGCCCUCAACAGCGAGCCGGAGCGACGCUACUGAUAGGACCUCAACAUCAGCUACCGGAUCUACGUCUUUGGCGACGCCCGAUUCUCGACACGAACAAAUUUCUUUGUAUCUUGACCACCCCAUUGAUGACACUAACACGAGAGACACGAGCCUGGACUUUAGCGACGACUACAUGGAUGACAGUGAUGGAGAAGAUCUCAUAGUCAACGAGCGACGUUCUAGCCGCAUGCAAUCUAGGCGUGACAGCGCAUCCGGGCCGGUUCGAGGGCGUAUAAGUGGCAGCACUGGUAAUCGACGGGGUAGUAGCAGUUAUAGCAGCCGGUCCCAAACUGACUCGAUAUCCACCGAUUCCCUGGGCGCCCCGGCGAGAGUACGACGAUUACAAGACGUGCCUGAAGUCGAAUCCCGGCCUCCGUACAUUGAGUAUGAAGAUGAUGAGGAUGAUCUAGGCGACCUUGGUCUCGAUGGAUUUCCGCAGCCGCCAAUGCCGCCGCCGUCUUGGCCACUACCCCCUCGGCCAGGAAAACCCUCGACCCAAAAUCCAAAUAGCCCUCCAUCUGCUGACUUUCUCCACCCGUCGAGCGCGAUGCAACAGGGUCUCUCACCCGAGCGUAAAAUUGGCCAUGUAAAAAGUAAGAGGAGCAUGGUACGGUUAAGCGCCGUUGGAAGCCCAACCUCUCCAAUGCCUUGGAUGGGUGACGAUAACUGAAAGCAACACACCUUUUGACGACUUAAAAUACACUACACAGAAUCACGAUACCUCAGAACCAGUCACUCUAACCGCCCUCCUUUACUACCUUCUUUUUUUUUAUAAUUGACACACCUACCGAUAGACGGGUCUGUCAAAUUCAAGACAUUACUCGGCAGAGUACGCCGAACUAAUUAUACUUCAUAUGUAACUAUAUACUACAUUGCAUUCAGC
This is a messenger RNA of Xylaria bambusicola, 3254 nucleotides long. RefSeq lists its product as uncharacterized. The coding region runs from base 186 to 3041 and encodes 951 amino acids. NCBI's taxonomy places the organism in Eukaryota, Fungi, Ascomycota, Sordariomycetes, Xylariales, Xylariaceae. The transcript has a single exon. The record is from RefSeq and is a predicted model, not a curated record.